AUGAAAAAAUGGAAGGCUCCCGCUGAAGUCAAAGUUGGAGAUCAGUUUGUGUUUAUAUGGAACACCCAGGCGAAUGUGUAUCAGUACAAUGGCGGGCAUGAAGGGGAUUACGAUGCUUGUGCCAAGAACUCCCAGCAAGGAACCAUGCUCGCCCCAACCUCUUUCUUUGGAAGGUAUACUUACAAGGUGGAAGAAUCAUGUGUAAGCCUCUUCUUUGCAAGCACUGUUGGCUGCAAGAAAGGAAUGAAGUUCAGAACGUUUGUUACGUGUUAG
Closterium sp. Yama58-4 is the source of this 273-nucleotide messenger RNA. The record is from the annotation of a GenBank genome assembly. Lineage: Eukaryota; Viridiplantae; Streptophyta; Zygnematophyceae; Desmidiales; Closteriaceae.